Molecule: messenger RNA, 6946 nt
Organism: Phasianus colchicus (ring-necked pheasant)
Lineage: Eukaryota; Metazoa; Chordata; Aves; Galliformes; Phasianidae
Gene: PRDM10
Product: PR/SET domain 10
Biological process (GO): positive regulation of transcription by RNA polymerase II
Cellular component (GO): nucleus
Molecular function (GO): protein binding; sequence-specific DNA binding; DNA-binding transcription factor activity, RNA polymerase II-specific
Source: RefSeq, a predicted model, not a curated record
GCCGCCUCCCGAGUCUUUUCUUGACGACUUUUAUGCCUCAUCUUCGCGGGCGGGGGCGUUUCAGCCAAUCAGCGCGCGCCGCCGCUGACUGUUGCCAGGCAGAUUAUGCUAAUGAGGUCCGGGCGGCCGCCCCCCCUCCCGCUCUGCAGCUACCAUUGUGAGGUGAGGACAGGUGGGGGGGUUCGGGGCCGCAGCGGGGCCGGCGGCGGCGGCCGGGACGCGGCAACCGCACGGGACCCCCUCAGCCAUGUUACUGAAGAUCCCCUUGUCUUCUGGAAGUAGAAGCACAGUGAAGAGAUGAAUCUAUUCAGCCAGACAUUCCUCCAGUAGUUAUUUCCCAUCGUGGAGCACCACGGCAGGGAGGAGAUGGACUCGAAAGAAGAAAGUCCUCAGGUGUGGCCUGACUCUGCUGAGCAGGACCAGAAUGCUGCUCAGGUGCACUUUGUCCCAGAAGCAGGGACAGUGGCACAGAUUGUGUACAGCGAGGAGCAGGAGCGUCCCUCCCAGCAGGUGGUGUACACAGCAGAUGGCACCUCGUACACCUCCGUGGACACGUCGGAGCACACGCUGGUUUACAUCCAUCCCGUGGAAGCUACGCAGACUCUGUUUACAGAUCCGUCCCAAGUGGCUUAUGUCCAGCAGGAUGCCACCACGCAGCAGGUAACUGUGCUCUUGCCUGCUGCUGCUCAGAGCAUGAAUCCCACCAACCUGUCUGUGCUCGGCAGCGUUGCUGAAUCCCCCCAGCAAAUGGCUCUGGAGCAGGGUCAACAAGCAGAUAGAGCAUCGUUACCGGUGCAUAACCAGGUGUUACCUCCUAUGGAGGCAGUGGAUGGUUCUGACCCUCUGGCACCGCUGCAGAAUCAGAUGGAAAGGAUGGAAACAAAAGAGGAAGAUGACGAGGAUGAAGAAGACGAUGAAGAUGGGGAAGACACUGACAUGGAUGAAUGGGAUCCAGAUCCACCUCGACCAUUUGAUCCCAAUGAUCUGUGGUGUGAAGAGUGUAAUAAUGCACAUCCCUCCGUGUGUCCAAAACAUGGACCUUUGCAUCCAAUCCCAAACCGGCCUGUGCUGACCAAGGCAAGAGCCAGCCUCCCCUUGGUGCUCUACAUAGACAGGUUUUUGGGAGGUGUCUUCUCCAAAAGGCGUAUCCCCAAGCGCACACAAUUUGGACCUGUAGAAGGACCCCUGGUUAGACAAACUGAGCUCAAAGACUGCUAUAUCCAUCUGAAGGUGUCUCUUGAUAAAGGUGACAGAAAAGACAGGGAUUUGCAAGAGGACCUGUGGUUUGAACUUUCUAGUGAGGCUCUUUGUAACUGGAUGAUGUUUGUGCGUCCAGCUCAAAACCAUUUGGAGCAGAACCUGGUUGCUUAUCAGUAUGGCCACCACAUUUAUUACACAACCAUUAAAAACGUGGAGCCCAAACAGGAACUCAAGGUGUGGUACGCUGCCUCUUACGCGGAGUUUGUGAACCAGAAGAUCCAUGACAUAUCUGAGGAGGAACGCAAGGUUCUCAGAGAGCAGGAGAAGAACUGGCCGUGUUAUGAGUGCAACCGUCGUUUCAUGAGCUCAGAGCAACUUCAGCAGCACCUCAACUCCCAUGAUGAGAAGCUGGACUUCUUCAGCAGAGCCAGAGGAAGAGGUCGUGGGCGAGGAAAAAGGAGGUUUGGGCCAGGCAGGCGCCCGGGACGCCCUCCCAAAUUCAUGCGUAUGGAAGUAACCAUUGAAAAUGGAGAAAAGUGUGAAGAAGGAACACAGGACUUGCUGCAUUUUUCCAGCAAGGGGCAGUUUGAUGAGGCCAGACAAGCAACACUGAAUGGGCUGGAGCAGCAGGAACAGACUCCAGUGCCAUCAGAGACACAGUCGACACUGGAACAGCAGUCAGAAAAUCACCCACUACAGAUCCAGCCCCAGCACGAUGAGAGCGCGGUGCCUACGCAGAGCACCAUGACAGCAGAUGACAUGAGGCGAGCAAAGCGCAUCAGGAAUGCAGCUCUUCAGCACCUGUUCAUAAGGAAAUCCUUCCGCCCAUUCAAAUGCCUCCAGUGUGGGAAGGCAUUCCGGGAAAAGGACAAACUGGAUCAGCAUUUGAGGUUCCAUGGCCGGGAAGGGAACUGCCCUUUGACUUGUGACAUUUGCAACAAGGGCUUUAUCAACAGUGGUUCUCUCGAGAGCCACAUGAAGUUCCACAUGGACCAGAAAACCUAUUCCUGCAUUUUCUGUCCUGAGUCCUUUGACCGUUUGGAUUUACUCAAAGAUCACGUGGUCAUUCAUGUCAUUGAUGGCUAUUUCACCUGUCCUACCUGCAAAAAGCGCUUUCCAGACUUCAUCCAGGUCAAGAAACACGUCCGCAGUUUCCACUCAGAAAAGAUUUAUCAGUGCACAGAGUGUGACAAGGCUUUCUGCCGCCCUGACAAGCUGCGGCUCCACAUGUUGCGGCACUCGGACCGCAAAGACUUCCUGUGCUCCACGUGUGGCAAGCAGUUCAAGAGGAAAGACAAAUUGCGAGAGCACAUGCAGAGGAUGCACAACCCAGAGAGGGAGGCCAAGAAAGCUGACCGAAUCAGCCGCUCAAAAACUUUCAAGCCUCGGAUCGCUUCCACUGACUACGAGAGCUUCAUGUUCAAGUGCCGGCUGUGCAUGAUGGGCUUCCGCCGCAGGGGGAUGUUGGUGAAUCAUUUAUCAAAGAGACAUCCAGACAUGAAAAUAGAAGAGGUGCCAGAGCUCACGUUGCCCAUCAUCAAACCCAACAGAGAUUAUUUCUGUCAAUACUGUGAUAAGGUGUACAAGAGUGCCAGCAAACGCAAAGCACAUAUCCUGAAGAACCAUCCUGGUGCUGAGCUACCUCCAAGCAUCCGGAAACUGCGCCCUGCAGGCCCAGGAGAGCCAGAUCCCAUGCUGAGCACCCACACCCAGCUGACAGGCACUAUAGCCACCCCUCCAGUCUGCUGUCCUCACUGUUCCAAACAGUACAGCAGUAAGACAAAGAUGGUACAACACAUUCGCAAGAAGCACCCAGAGUUUGCUCAGCUCCCUAACACUAUACAUGCCCCACUGGCGACAGCUGUCAUCAGUUCCACUCCUGCAGUCCUCACCACUGACAGCACUACUGGAGAGACUGUUGUGACAACAGACUUACUGACACAAGCAAUGACGGAGCUGUCCCAGACCCUCACAACAGACUAUCGAACUCCCCAGGGGGACUACCAGCGAAUCCAGUACAUCCCUGUGUCUCAGUCCACAACUGGCUUGCAGCAGCCUCAGCACAUUCAACUGCAGGUUGUUCAAGUGGCCCAGGCUACCUCACCUCACCAGUCUCAGCACUCCACAGUGGACGUUGGACAGCUUCAUGACCCCCAGACAUAUACCCAGCAUGCCAUCCAGGUGCAGCACAUCCAAGUCACAGAGCCAUCACCCACAGCUCAGUCAUCAUCACAGGUUGGGGGUCAGCCUUUGAGUCCCUCACAACAAUCACAGCAGGAACUCAGCCCCUCGCAGAUGCAGACAGCUGCAUCUACACAAAGCCAAGCCCUCCAGCAGCAGCAAGGAUCUUCAGUCCAGCACACGUAUCUUCCCAGCACGUGGAACUCAUUUCGGAGUUAUUCAUCCGAGAUUCAGAUGAUGACCAUCCCUCAAGGCCAAUAUGUCAUCACAGAGACAGCUGUAGGUACACCUGUCACCACUGUCAACACAGGGCAAGUGAAAGCAGUUACUCAGACUCACUAUGUGAUAUCUGAAGGUCAACCUGAUCUGGAUGUCAAACAGAAUUCCUCACUCUCCAGUGAGGUACAGGUUGGUGUUUCCCAGCCACCAACCCACACUGAUACGCUGGAAUCUCAAACAAGUAAUCAGCAGCAAACAACCCAGUACAUAAUCACUACAACCACCAAUGGAAAUGGGGGCAGUGAAGUGCACAUCACUAAACCAAGAACUUUCUCAGCAGAACACGAAUGAAGAAGCACUGGGGUGUCACCUAUAUUUUUCACCUCCUCUAAAAGCCCAAGUAUAUGGGUAUCCUGGAGCUCAUAUGUUUUAAAGUAUAUGCUCACUUCAGCUAAAAUCCUGGAGCUCGUGUUAAUGCUUUAAGAGGGUUUAAGUCCUCAGUGACCAUGAAGAAUUACCCUCAAAAUCCUUCUGGGAUGCCAUUUUAUGCAGCUUUUAACAAAAAGGACAAGAGGAGAAAUGAAACCUCUGCUUGCCCUGGACUUUUUUGGCAUGUCUGCUGACCCUAAUUUUUUCCUUCUGAGAAGUGUCUCUGGUAGCCAUCUACUAUUUCAAUUGUAAGGGAGUAGCUUGUCCAUCUGAAGGCUGAUUGGCAGGUUAUGUUGUAUGUGUAUUUGUAAUAGGAGCUGUUAAACAACAGGACAUCAUGUGAAUUGCUGGAAUAUGGCAGAACUGCUUUCUCUGUCUUUGUUUCAGCAGGCAAGGUGAAAGGGAAUAUAAGCUUGAGAGCAGACUUCCUGGAGAAAAAGAGCAGCAGUGAAGGGGUGACUCUUGCGUAUGUGUGGGGAUGGAUAUUGCAAUGAAGCUGUGACGACGUGCAGAAGCAGUCCAUUAAAUUAUUAUUUUUCCAACCCUCAAACUGUUUACAUGCUGUCUCGCCUAUCCUCCUUUACCAAGCAGUUCCAGAAAAAGGAAAAGUGCAGCCUUACGUUCGGAAUAAAACAAUAGCAGCACGUAACAGUAGUACGGAGCCACUGUUGUUGUUUUUCCCUCCAGAGUUUGCAGGGGAAAACACCUUUUUGCCCGUAAACAAAAAAGGCUUACCUUAGCCUGCACAGCAGCUUCUGCUGUGAUCUCUAACAAUAGAUCUGCCAGGAGAAAUGGCUAUAGAAGCACAUCUGAAAAUGCAGGGUAGUCAUCUCUGUUGCCACCUCAAAGUUGGAUGCAUCUUUCUCUUGAAGACUGGAUGAAGAGUUGGUUAUGCUGGUUUUCCAAAUACCUUGUUAACAACACACUAAUUCCUUUGGACAGUUUCUUAAAAUGACCAGCCAUGGACUCAGAAAACACAAGAAAAAUACCAGUGGACCACUAUUUACAGGACACAGAAAGCCAUCUGCGAGAGUUGCCUGCUUUGCUAGACCUGGUCUAUGUACAGAACUCAUGUUGUGUCUAGGGACCAGGUGAGAGGGAAAGGUGUUUUUUUUUCUUUUAAGGCAGUGUAUUUUUUUCUUACAUAUUUUUCCUUCACAGGUCGUGCUGGUUGGUUAUUUAAUGCUUUUUGGUAUUUGCGAAAGUAUGAUUACAACACCAUAUACUGUUGAUGGGCUGUACUGCAUAUGUCUAAAUGUUCAUUCAUUCUGCUUGAAAUCAUCCCAGAAUGUCAGUGCAUAACAGGAUAAACUUAUUUAUAAAAUUGAAAGCAGAGAAGUUCUGUCUUAAUGGCCCUUGAGAAAGGCCAGAAGAACUAAGAGAGGAUCUCAGUUUAAAAUUUUUCUCUUACGCUGCAUUGAGUGCAAAUCUGGAACUCUGGUGUAAUUACUUCUACAGAUUGAGAUGAAGUUGAAUCAUGUGAGUAGUGUUAUACAUGUAUACAGGUUGUGGUGCCAGGCCUUACGGAGGCAAAGCUCUUAGAUAUGAGAGAACUUAACGCUCAGACUUGGAAAGCAGAUGUCUUGUUACUUGCUGGCAAAGCCUUGUAGCAUGUAUUCCCUUGGUAAAUAACAUAUCUAUCAAUAUGGCGUGGAAAUAGUGACUGUGCAUGAUGAGAAAUCCUGAUUAAAAUACUGGCCAGUCCAGAACUGUUUCAAGGUAGCUUUGAAGUGAUUUGCCAAAGUGUAGAUGAAUUUGUGCCUGGGAUUUCACUUCUCCUAUUGCAGCCACAAUAGUGGGGCAUUAACUAAUUGGGGCAUUAAUGAGAUUGAUAAGUAGUUGAAGACCUGAGCUCCCAUUUAGUCAGGUACAGUGAUGAGUCUUUCGGUUCGGUGCAUUUGGGAGCUCAUCUACUUCAGCAGUGCAGCCAAGCAGCUGUGAUUCCCCUUGAUUCAUUUGAAAUCAUGUUGCUGAGCACUUUUUAAAUAACUGGCCAUAGCAGUGUUUGUAUGGGAGAAUGGAAAGAAGCUCUUCAUACUGGCUUUGCCUCACAGUGUCCUUUUUUAGGAAAGGGUCUGCUGUAUGGUCAACACAAGUCAAACAUGGUAUGAGCAGUAGAAAAGUAGAAGACUUGGAAAUUAUUUAAUUGCAAAUGGAUGCUGCUCUACAGGAGCAUUUUUAAAGUCUUAAAGCCUGAAAUCUUUGGUAUCAAACUUUGUCUUUAAUGAUUUUGCAAAUGUGAAAUUAAAAAAAAAAAAAAAACAACUUUGCUUUAUUCAACUUUGGGAAAGGUCACAGAAUGAGGAAGCUUGCUCUUGUACCAGUUCUUUUUAAAGCUGAGAAGUGCAAAGUGUUCCAGAAAACAGUUGUAAAAUGGCAUCUUUGAACUCAUACCUGCUUUAUUGCAAUUUCUGCUCUGUCCCACAGCAAUAGCAGUGUACUCAAGCCAUCAGCUUGACACCAGCAUUAAGUGAUUCAUCGUGUCCUCAGUCAAACUGAUGCUUUGUAGAGGGAGAAGCAUGUCUGGAAAUCAAGUAGUGUGAAUUUUCAUUCCAAAGUAAUUAAGUACAGUGACUUCCCAGAGCGUGGGGGGAAAGCUGAACAGCUCUGCAGAGCAGUUGUGCUGCAGGGCAAGCCAUUAAAGAGAAAGAAGACAAAGGCAACAGUUUGCAUGGAUUUUUUCCAACUUCUGCAGUGCAGAAGACGUGGGAUUUAUAAUUGUUUUUUAACCAGAGCCACCCCAGAGAUCUGUCUUUUAAAACAGCGUCCUCCUGGAGCUCAACUCUGCAGCACUGCUAUCUGCUCAAAGAUGGGAAUUGCCAUGGGCUCUGCGUGGGCUCAUGCUUUUCUGUGUGGUGUUCUGGGUCAGAUUCUAUUGUGGUUUUGUUUUUGUUCUCCACUACCCCCCCUAAAAAAA